AUGUUCUUCCUCAAAGAAGAGACCAAGUACCUCAUCGGUCGACUCAACGAGGAGGAAGAGGGACGGUGCACAGGCGAUCACUUUGUGAUCUGUGUCAUGGACAUGGUUGAUAUUGGCGAAGGGCGGGUGAUGCCUGGUAUCGGACAGGCGGAAUACACCAUUAGAUAUCGUGCAAUCAUCUGGAAGCCGUUCCGUGGCGAGACGGUCGAUGCUAUUGUUACUUCCGUUAAGCCUACGGGGAUCUUCACACUCGCGGGUCCGUUGUCUGUCUUCAUUGCGCGAAAGAACAUCCCCUCCGAUAUCAAGUGGGAGCCCAACACCGUACCGCCGCAAUACACUGAUCAUGCCGAUCAAGUCAUUGAGAAAGGAACCAGUCUGCGGUUGAAGAUCCUCGGUGUUAAGCCCGACGUGGCCGCUAUCAAUGCCAUUGGCACCAUCAAGGAGGAUUAUCUUGGACCUUUGUAAUGAGACACGAUUGCAACACAUACCCACCUUUUUCACCAAUACGAUAAUUUACCAUGCCAUCUAUGGUCCCCCAAAGAUACGGCAAGUGCUUGGGAUGGAUUUACUGCCUAA
Molecule: messenger RNA, 576 nt
Organism: Penicillium mononematosum
Lineage: Eukaryota; Fungi; Ascomycota; Eurotiomycetes; Eurotiales; Aspergillaceae
Product: DNA-directed RNA polymerase II subunit RPB7
Exons: 5
Coding region: 1-465 (154 amino acids)
Biological process (GO): transcription initiation at RNA polymerase II promoter; DNA-templated transcription; positive regulation of translational initiation
Cellular component (GO): P-body; RNA polymerase II, core complex
Molecular function (GO): single-stranded RNA binding; single-stranded DNA binding; translation initiation factor binding
Source: RefSeq, a predicted model, not a curated record